GCCCGUGCGGGCCGCGCGAGGACGUUUUACGUAACCCAGGGCGAAGGGCGGGCACGCGCACGGUACGUGGGGGAGGCGGAGCCGGAGCUCGGCGGUGGCGGCGGCAGCACUGGUGGCAUGUGAGGGGCUCUCUUGCCAAGAAGGCAGCUCACAGCUCAGGGGCCCUCACAGGGGCAGAGGCACUGUCCUUUUCCGCAAGGACUCCAGCAUGGGUGGAUGCCAGAGGUCUCUGGAAUGAUAUUUAUUACAGGCGGCAGGAGAGGCUCCGAACUAGUGGUGGCAAAGACAGUAGCUCCGCACGUGGCAGGCUCCUAGAAAUACCGAUUUUUCCAGAGGUCCUCCAAUGCGGAAUCAGGAAUGGACCCCACCUCACCCCUAUGAAAAGACCUCUCCUUGUUCCUUCCUCAACAAGCCAAAGGGAAUUCCACUGUCUGGCCGCGCAGGAGUCACCCUGCAACAAGACUUGUUUGGUGGGCCACAGGGGGAAUCCCCGUUCACACAGCUGCCUUGUUACACUGCCACUCGCAAACCCUCUAAGAACCCACGCUCCAUGUUCCAGCCACGCUGAGCCCCAGAGACCAAGCUGCUCAGUCUCGCCUGACCGUUCUCUCGUCUGGUUCCCUCGCAUUCCUCCUCCUGCGGGCUGCUAGGAAAGGAUGUGAACUUUGGAAUGGAGUCUGUGACCUGCUGGGGACUCGGAGCAUGCAUGGGACUGUUGCUGUUUAGCAGGAGGACUGGCUGAUCGCUGUGGACAGCCCUUCUCUCCUGGCCCCAGGGUCGCAGGGCGUUGGCCUUGCCUGGACCCUCCAUCAUGUUCCUCCUGCUCCCCUUUGACAGCCUGGUUGUUAACCUGCUGGGGAUCUCCCUGACCGUCCUCUUCACACUGCUUCUGGUUUUCAUCAUUGUGCCAGCCAUUUUUGGGGUUUCCUUUGGCAUCCGCAGGAUUUAUAUGAAAACACUCUUAAAGAUUUUCCGGUGGGCGACGCUGAGGAUAGAGCGUGGUGCCAAGGAGAAGAACCACCCACUGUACAAGCCCUAUGUAAAUGGUAUCAUUGCAAAGGAGCCCACAUCCCUGGAGGAGGAGAUUAAAGAGAUCCGUCGGAGCGGCAGCAGCAAAGCCCUGGACACACCUGAGUUUGAGCUCUCUGACAUCUUCUACUUCUGCCGCAAGGGCAUUGAGACCAUCAUGGACGACGAGGUGACCAAGCGGUUCUCAGCUGAGGAGCUGGAGUCUUGGAACCUGCUCAGCCGGACCAAUUACAACUUCCAGUACAUCAGCCUGCGCCUCACUGUGCUGUGGGGGCUGGGUGUGCUCAUCCGGUACUGCUUCCUGCUGCCACUCAGGAUUGCCCUGGCCUUCACAGGCAUCAGCUUGUUGGUGGUUGGCACCACAGUGGUGGGAUAUUUGCCCAGUGGAAGGUGGAAGGAGUUCCUGAGCAAACACGUUCACCUGAUGUGUUACCGAAUCUGUGUGCGUGCCCUCACCGCCAUCAUCACCUACCAUGACCAGGAAAACAGACCCCGAAAUGGAGGCAUCUGCGUGGCUAAUCAUACCUCCCCCAUUGACGUGAUCAUCCUGGCCAGCGAUGGCUACUACGCUAUGGUGGGUCAGAUCCAUGGCGGGCUCAUGGGCGUGAUCCAGAGGGCCGUGGUGAAGGCGUGUCCCCAUGUCUGGUUCGAACGCUCUGAGGUCAAGGAUCGCCAUCUUGUGGCCAAAAGGCUGACAGAGCAUGUCCAGGACAAGAGCAAACUGCCCAUCCUCAUCUUCCCAGAAGGCACCUGCAUCAACAACACGUCUGUGAUGAUGUUCAAGAAGGGAAGCUUUGAAAUUGGAGCCACAGUCUACCCGGUAGCCAUCAAGUAUGACCCACAGUUUGGAGAUGCCUUUUGGAACAGCAGCAAGUACGGAAUGGUGACCUACCUGCUGAGGAUGAUGACCAGCUGGGCCAUCGUCUGCAGCGUCUGGUACCUGCCACCCAUGACCAGGGAGCCUGAAGAGGAUGCUGUCCAGUUUGCCAACCGGGUGAAGUCAGCAAUUGCCAGGCAGGGAGGCCUUGUGGAUCUGCUGUGGGAUGGGGGCCUGAAGAGGGAGAAAGUGAAGGACACGUUCAAGGAGGAGCAGCAGAAACUCUACAGCAAGACGAUUGUUGGCAACCAUGAGGACCGGAGCCGCUCCUGAGCUCUCUGCCUGCACGCUGUCCCCGGGCCCAUCUGGAGUGCUCUCCCCGGGUCCCUUUGGAGCCACGUUGUAUCCUGGGACUCAGGCUGCUCCAGAGCUGCUCAGCCCACUCCUCCAUCCUCUGGCUCUGCCCCAGAGACACUGUGCUGCCUGGAGCCUGCAGGCCCCGAGUGGCUGCUGGCAAAGAUGCCUUCUCGUUACUGUUACAGCUCAGCCCGUUGCAGGGCCAGCAUUAAAUGGAACACUGACA
Messenger RNA from Caretta caretta (loggerhead turtle), 2429 nucleotides. It is a transcript of the gene GPAT4, whose product is annotated as glycerol-3-phosphate acyltransferase 4. The record is from RefSeq and is a predicted model, not a curated record. Gene Ontology annotation, molecular function: glycerol-3-phosphate O-acyltransferase activity. NCBI's taxonomy places the organism in Eukaryota, Metazoa, Chordata, Testudines, Cheloniidae. Gene Ontology annotation, cellular component: endoplasmic reticulum. Gene Ontology annotation, biological process: triglyceride biosynthetic process.